AUGGACAAGGGGAAAAACUCUUCAUUGGAAUACCAAGAAACCAUGAACGAUCUGGGGGAGGACAUUGAAGAUAUGGAAUCCCUGAGCCAAAAGCAUGGUGGGGGAAAUGUGGGAGGAGAUAUAAAAUCGGUAAAAGGGGACAAGGGAGGAGAGACAGUUGACUCAGCAGAUGGAGGACAGGUAGGAAGUAACCCACAGAACGCUCUGUAUAACUACCCAACAGAGAGUGCUCAAAAAAUCUUAAAGACACAUUUAGAAGAUUAUUUAAAGCAGCUGGAUUUAUACAAAAGUAACCCCAAGUAUAAAAUUGACCCAACAGUAUACUUGGAAGGAACAGAAGAGGUUGAAAAUUACGUUGUAAAGGAAAAAAUACUCAUCACGACAUACUACCAGUACAUAGAAGUGUAUGAAAGUUCCCUCGAUGUUGAAGAGGAUGUGGAAAGGGAAGAAAUUGUGUACGUGGAGGUUCCAAAGUACGUUACUAAAUAUAACCCUAAGGUAGUAACAAAUUAUGUUGAGAAGACGAUUGAGGUUCCGAGUGGAGAGGAAAUAAAAAGACCUGUGUAUAAUCAGGUUAAUGUGCCUUAUGUAGUUCCACAUGUUGUGGAAAAUGAAACAGAAGUUGUUUUGAAAAAGAUUGUGCAACCAGAGAUCCUUACGUCUAAUGAGGAGAUAGAAGUGGAAGUUGAAAAAUAUGUCCCACGUUUAGUUCCGGUUAAUGUUUAUGUGCCUCGGUACUUUGCAUUAUCAGCAAAGACGUUAGAUGAAGUGGAACAGUCUGUUCAAUAUGUGGACCUGACUCCUGAACAGACCGACUACCUGCUAAAGGAAUUGAAUCCCCAUUUGAAUGAUCUCAAGAGCUUCAACGAGGCACAACUGAAACGAAUGGAAGACUUCAUUCAGGAAUCUGAGCAACAGGCCAAGAGUCACGAGUUGGACCCACCGCAACCGGAACUCGUGUCGUACGACCUGGAUGGACAGAGCCAGACCCUCGACUACAGCGACUUCCCCCAGUUCAAAGAGACCUGUCUGCGCGAGUUGACCUGCUAG
Plasmodium fragile is the source of this 1050-nucleotide messenger RNA. RefSeq lists its product as uncharacterized. NCBI's taxonomy places the organism in Eukaryota, Apicomplexa, Aconoidasida, Haemosporida, Plasmodiidae. The transcript has a single exon. The coding region runs from base 1 to 1050 and encodes 349 amino acids. The record is from RefSeq and is a predicted model, not a curated record.